Molecule: messenger RNA, 3114 nt
Organism: Linnemannia hyalina
Lineage: Eukaryota; Fungi; Mortierellomycota; Mortierellomycetes; Mortierellales; Mortierellaceae
Source: the annotation of a GenBank genome assembly
AUGUAUAUCGAGGUGAUGAUGAGUCCGGCGCACAAGAAUAUGUUGAUAAAGCAGCAGCAGCAACAUCAGCAGCAGCAGCUUAUUCAACAGCAGCAAAUGCUUCAGCAGCAAAAUCAGCAACAGCAGCAAAAUCAGCAACACCAACAGCAGCAGCAACAGCAACAACAACAGCAGCAACAGCAACAACAACAAUUGCAGCAGUUGCACCAGCUCCAGCAACAGCAACAGCAACAGGGACAACAGAUUCAGCUGCAGCAGAUGCAACAGCAUCUUCAGCACCAACAAAUUCAGCAGCAGCAAACCCAGCCAGGACAGCAGAAGCUGCCACUGCAACUCCAACAGAUGCAGCAAAUGGCUGCUGCUAGAGCAGCGGGCGGUAUUCCUGGAGUCGACCAUGCGUCACCUGGGCCAAACGGGAUGGAUCCUCAGAUGGACUCGCCACAGGAUAGAAAGCGUGUUCGGAACAACUCUGCGGGCGCGUUUUCUCCUGUUAUCGGUCAAGCAGGACAUGCGACGCCUCUCCAGCACAACAGCGCAUUGAUGGCAGCCAAUACAAAUUCUCCCAACAUGGUUGGAUCCCCGACGACACCAAGCGCUCAGCCAGCUACCGUGCCCGAGACAACUACAAAGGGGAACAGGCGGAAAAAGGCGGUAAAGAAGGAGCCAUCUGCGGAUCCUACUGUGGCAGAGAUGGCAUCUCCGGCUGUACAAGCAGCUGUUGUGGUAAAUACGCCUGGUCAGUUCGCGAUGCCUGCCACCCCAGGCGCCACCCCCGCUAAUGGAUUUGCGAGUCCCAACGUCUCGCACAUUCAUCAGCUUCAUGGUCAAGGAGGUCAGCCAGCUCAUCAGAACCAGUCCCACCCCCCACCGCCAGGACAACAAAUGACCCCUCAGAUGCAGCAUCAGCAACAAAUGCAACAGCAGCAACAAUUGCAACAGCAGCAGCAACAACAAGUCCAGCAGCAACAGCUUAACCAGCAGCAAAUUCAACAGCACAACCUUCAGCAAGUCCAGCAACAGCAACAGCUGCAGAUGCAGAUGCAGAUCCAAAGAGCACAGCAGCAGCAGCAGCAACAACAGCAGAUGGCGGCCAUGAGCGGGAUGAACCCUCACAUCCGACCCAUGAUGGCUGGGUCUCCCGUUCGGCCUGGAAUGAGUCCCACUAUUGGAUCAGCAGCUGCAGUGCCCAUUCAACCGCCCACCGGCAACCCUCAAAUGUCGCCUGCCAUGAUGACUCAAACGCAACUCCAGGCACGACAAGCUCAGCAAAUCCAGCAAGCCAACCAGCAAGCUAACCAACAGCGACUGCAGCAACAAUUGCAAAUGCAACAUAUGCACCUGCAGCAGCAGCAACAACAGCAGCAGCAACAACAACAACAACAGCAGCAGCAGCAGCAACAAAUGUAUCUCCAGCAGCAGGGAACUCCGGGACCACAAACACCACAAGACUCUUCUCAGAUCAAGGCCGGCCACAGCCCUAUCCCCCAGAGCAGCGUACCGAAUGGACUGCACGGACCGAAUGAUUCAUUAGCAGGUGUUCCUGGCGCUACACCUGGCCAGGAUCCGAAUCCCCAGCAUGUUUCUUCACCUACCAACCAAGCGAUGCGAGAAAGAAUUAACUCGAUGCAAUCACCAGGCGGAAACACUCAUCCUGGAACUCCCAUGAGCAUCGGAUCGCCCACUAACCGCGCUCGCAUGACCCAGCAGCAGCAGUUGCAUGCUCAGCAGGAAGCGCAAAAGAAGCAGCAAAUGCUAUGGGGGCGUCAGCAGCAAGCACUCCAGAGACAACCCUCUAUGAUGUCUCAGCAGCAGACGGACUUUGCAGGGGCCGCAGGUAGUCAAGGUGGCAACCCUGGAGCCAUCAUCUCGCCCGUUUCAACAGGACUGGAGAACAUGACGAUGAACUCUGGGGGCGUGGAUGAGAUCGGUAGGAUCCAGAAUCUGUUGACGGACAAUGGGGAGUUUGAGAAUAUCGAGAGCGAUGGCCUUCAGAUGGACGAUGAGGGUGUUGACGCGUUUGGGAACGUCAAUUUGCUGAAUAUCAGGAACGAAGACAUGCAGACAACAUCGCCUCAUGAUUCGCAAUUGCAGUUAUUUGCAAAUAUGGCUGGGCAUGGACAGAAAGUGAGCACAUGCGCAUUCUCGUCUGAUGGGCAGUGGUUGGCGAGUGCAGGAGUAGAUAAGAAAGUGUUGAUUUGGUCCGUGGCCACCAAGGAGCUCAAGUGCACGAUUGAUGGACCAGAGGGGCAUACAGGGCAGGUGACGAACGCACGGUUCUGUUCGGACGAUCGACUUAUUCUGGGUACGACAUCACAUGAUAACACAGUACGGAUCUGGGACUUGACGCCGUUGGCGCAGGGAGCAUCAAUGACGGCGAGGUCGAUUAGUGUUCUCAAAGGUCACAAGAUGACGGUGACGGCGGUGGACUUUUGUCCGAUGGUCGGAAGCAAUCGUUGUGUGUCCUGUGACUUUGACGGCGAGCUGCGUAUCUGGAAUUUUAUUACCGGCGACUGCGAACGGGUUAUCAACAAGAUGUUGGAGAAGCAAGUGUAUUCAUCAAAGCCCGUUCGGUAUCACCCUCAGAACCCCAACAUUAUUGCCGUUGCGUUGGGCAAGUCGCUCUAUGUGGUCAACAUCAAUGACCCGAACUCUCAACCUCGCGCGAUCGAUACGACCCAUAAGAAGAACAUUUUGACGCUGGACUGGUCGAUGCAGGGACAUCAUUUGGCGACGGCGUCGGAGGACCAGGUGUGUGUUUGGGAUACAACGCAAACAGCCCAAUGGCGCGUGCUGGCAUCUCAGCAGUUGCAGAAAAUCAGCAGCUGUGCAUUCGUAAAGACAUACGGUGGUGCGGCAGGAGGGGCGAGCACUGUUGCUUCGACACAGUCGACGCGUCUUGUUUAUGGCGAGUAUGAGAAGAUAUGGACGUGGGCGUUUGGAUCUGGCCGGUUUAUGGGCACAGGACCUGUGACGGAGCCUCAGGCGCAUCCGGGAGCAGCGGUGACGGCGCUGGCCUGCACGUCGAGUCAUCUGGAUGGCGAGAAUGUGCUUGUGUUGGCGAGUGCGAGUGCCGGCAAGGAUGGCAACCUCAAGCUGUGGAAGAUUGCCGGAUGA